Symsagittifera roscoffensis is the source of this 1020-nucleotide messenger RNA. RefSeq lists its product as uncharacterized. Lineage: Eukaryota; Metazoa; Xenacoelomorpha; Acoela; Convolutidae. The coding region runs from base 58 to 816 and encodes 252 amino acids. The transcript is spliced from 5 exons. The record is from RefSeq and is a predicted model, not a curated record.
CAAACAGUUAACGUUGACCUUUGAGACAUAAUUGAUUUGAUUUAUAUUUUGUCAGCAAUGCGGAAUUUCUUGCUCUUCUUAUUUGCUCUUCAUUACAUCAGUUUAGCUUGCUUUGUGUGUGUAUCUGCGUGGCAAUCAUUGGAGUUCAUUAUUCCCAACUACUCAUCUACUAGUGGAAGCAACUGUCUUAACCAUGGGAAGACUUUCUGCCUAUUGGGUUUUCACUAUCGGUUCAAUCGGGCAAACUGGAAUUGGGACGUGGGCGCGGUCGACCGGGAAUCCCGCCAUUUCACCUCCAUCAUGCUCCUGACUUACAACCGCGUCAAUUUCUUCUCUUUCUCGCGCGACAAUUUCGGUGGUUGUUGUGACUUCCAAGAGAAGCAAUAUCUACUCGAGGGUUUCUCUAAAGGCCUCACAGCUCAACAAUACUAUGAGAAACUCACCGAUUUCUCACUCAGGCCCGUCAAAACACUCAACUGGAUCAAGGCCUAUUUCGAAAGCAAAAUCUGUGUGAACGUCAUUACCGAAAUCGGAUUUGGCGAGGGAGAAUUGCGGUACGGCGGAGAUUUUUCGCCUGACCUUUCAUUCGCUUUUCCUUAUAGACUCGACCAACAAAUUGUAAUUUUAUCAGACUCUCAGUUAAUGGAUGGAUACCUCACUUUUGCCUGGUUCAAAGCGAAUUUUAUUUGUAAGGAUCAACCUUGGAUAUGCGAGGGCGAACCCUUGUCUCAGCAUCGAUUUUUGCUUCAAACGCAGGAUUCCAACCUGAAGAACUCACACACAUUUUCAAAGGAAGAAAUGGACGAUUUAAGCUAGCAAAUGUUUAAAGUUUUAAUGUUGAUAGUUAGAAAUUAAAAUAAACUUUGAAAAUAAAUUGAGAGGUAAUUUCUCAUGAGCGACGAGCGCGGAUCAUGGUGGUUUUAUCUGGCUCGAGCCUUAUUAGAUGGUUUUAGGUAUUAAGAUAAACAGUUUACGAAUCCACUCAACAACAAACUCAAAGAUGUAACAACUAACACCUGA